Molecule: messenger RNA, 642 nt
Organism: Penicillium salamii
Lineage: Eukaryota; Fungi; Ascomycota; Eurotiomycetes; Eurotiales; Aspergillaceae
Source: the annotation of a GenBank genome assembly
AUGAACCAGGAAGUCGGUUUCUUUUUCGCCACUAUAUAUGUGAACAUAUUCCAAAUCCUCGUGAGCGGUCUGUACCUUCUAUGCAACAACAUCAUAACUGUCAUUCUGAUGGCAUCUGAGUGGAACUCUUACUGUUCUCAAAGACGAUCACUCCGUGUGUCUUGUCCACGCGGGUACCAAAGAUCCACCUACUUCCUAUCCCUACCAUAUCGAUAUUCACUUCCUUUGAUGGCUGCAUCUAGUGUACUUCACUGGCUUGUCUCUCAGAGCAUCUUCGUCAUCCAGACCAUUGCAUACCAGACACCUGGAUUUGACCGUGCCCCAGAUCUAGACGGAUCUCUUGUGGGGACAUCUCCUAUUGCCAUGAUUUUGGCAGUUUUGGUUGGCGGUGUCAUGAUUUUCACGAUGCUUGCCUUUGCGAUUUUCUCAAAGUACAAGCCGUCUCCCACCAAUGUUAAUGGCACGCCUUCAUACCCUGCACCAUUGGUCGGCACAUGUAGCGCUGCUAUAAGCGCUGCGUGUCAUGCACACCCAGAAGAUCGAGACCCAGCCUUAUUGCCAAUUCGAUGGGGGUAUGUCCGAGAUGACUUGGGGCAUUCCAGUGGUCGGUUUCGAUUUAGCACAGCGAGGGAUCUUAUAUGA